Camponotus floridanus (Florida carpenter ant) is the source of this 8657-nucleotide messenger RNA. It is a transcript of the gene sns, whose product is annotated as nephrin. Gene Ontology annotation, biological process: cell-cell adhesion. The record is from RefSeq and is a predicted model, not a curated record. Lineage: Eukaryota; Metazoa; Arthropoda; Insecta; Hymenoptera; Formicidae. The coding region runs from base 1371 to 5474 and encodes 1367 amino acids. Gene Ontology annotation, cellular component: cell-cell junction. Gene Ontology annotation, molecular function: cell adhesion molecule binding. The transcript has 18 exons.
CGGCAGCGCACGUAGCGCAACGUCUCGGUCCUCCUUCAUCCUGUGAGUGAUCUUGCCGGAGUUUGUAAUAAUCGGUGUGUCGUAUAACAAUAAUAACGGGCUUGCGCGAUCAUUGUCGCACGUCACAUCCGAAACUCAUCAGUUGUAUGUCGCCUAGUUUUCCGCGAUAAAUCGGAUACGCGCCACCUGCUGUUCAGUUUCGUUUAGCCACCCUCGCAUCCACCACCCAUCCCUGGCUGUCGUCGUCGUCGUCGUCGUCAUCGUCGUCGUCGUUGUCGUCGCUGCCACUCCCCCGCCUCCAACCCCUCUAUAAUAACCCCUUUGGACCGGGUGUCCGAGAACUCGCAACACGACGGAUAUUUCGAAAAGAGAUGGGUCGUUCUUGUUGAUAAGAUCGAUCGUUUCUCGCGUCUCGAUCAAUUCUGAGGACGACUUUGAAUUUUGGCGCGAGUGUAGUACAGAGAUAAGUUGGCUUCAAGAGAUCGAACCAAAAGUGCGAUAAUCGCACUUUAAAUUAUCCUGCAGCGCGAAUCGCGGACAUUUCUUUCCGCAGCCUGUCAUCGUGAUCCCUAUACACUUUGAUUGUCGUUUCCGAUAUCCCGGAAGACGCAAUCGGGAUUUUGCGAUUCGUUGCAUCCGUUGUCAUCAUCAUCGACAACUUAAAGAAGUCAUUGAAGGAAUCGAACAUAUUUCGCGGUGGUGGCGUUCGAGCCGGGAUUAAAACUGUCAAAGUUCCUCUUGAGUGAAAUAACCGGAUUAUCGAACUUAUUUUUCCGAGACUUAAAGACCGAAGACUCGUCGACGUGACGUUAAUAUUCGAACAAAGUUGGAGCAAGUUCGCGGGAAGACAAGUUCGCGGUGGUGAGAGAAGUUGGCGGUCGAUGAGGUCGUCCGGCAAAUAACUCGCGUGAAGAUUGCCGCAUAUGGGCGGACUCGAUUCUUCCAGAAGCGUAACUAAACGCGAAGGUUUGCGUUUGCACGAGGACGAUCAUAAGACGUCGACGGGAUUCUAACAGCGGUAAAGCUUCGAUAGGACUCGAGGUAUGUUACUGUCGACCACGAGGCAUCCAUUGACGAUCGUAAGAGGAGAAGAAACGCGGGAGGGAGACGAAACGACGAUCGUCUGUUGACCGGGUGACGAAGUUUGUGCGCGUCUUCGGGAUUUGAGAAUCCUCGUGUGUGUCGUGCAAAAGAAAGAGUGUCGCGAGUCACGGUGUCGUACGAUAUGUGAAACGAGUGUUAGGCGAACGAGUGAUAUAAAAGAUUCUUCCUCUCGGAGAUCGCGAACGGUGCUUGCCGUCAUCCCUUUCACGUUACUUAAUCCGCCUGAGAUUUGACGCGCGCGCGCGUGUGUCAGUGUAUGUGUGUGUAUGUGUCAUAAACGGACCUCCAUCAUGAAAGUCUCCGAGGUGAUAGCGGAGAGGGUCUUUGGGAUGUGGCUCUUCGUGCUCAUCGCUGCCUGUUUGACGCCGUUUGUAAAAGGCGACGGCGGACAAUAUUUCCGGAUUAGGCCGAGCAACAGUUCCGUGUUGGAAGGCGGCGAGGUGAUAAUUCCUUGCGAGGUGGGGAACCGAGUCGGUAUCGUCCAAUGGGUCAAAGACGGAUUUGCCUAUGUCAUACAGCAGAACGGCGAAGUCGUGGGCCAUCCUAGGCUGAAGCUGAUCGGUGAUCAGGCCGCCGGUAUUUACAACUUGAAGAUCACCGAUGCAUCCCUGACCGAUGAUGGCGAGUACGAGUGUCAGGUCGGACGAUACCUGAGGAUCAAACAGAUUCGCGCCAGCGCUCAUUUGAUUGUCACCUCUCCACCGCGAAAGGUAGAAAUCAGCACUUAUCCAAACAAGCAGAUAAUCGAGGUGAAGGUGGGGGAAUCCCGGCGAUUAGAGUGCAUCGUGAGGUCAGCGAAGCCGGCCGCCUCGAUCAUCUGGUAUCGCGGAAACGUGCAGAUCAAGGGCGGCGACACCAGUAUCACCGCCAUCUCCAUCCAGGGUGACAAGGAUACGACCAAGCCCGGAGAGACGUCCAGGGAAUUGCUCAAGUACGACACUCACGGUUCCAUUACCAUCAUGCCUACGGCGGACGAUAAUGGGAUGGAUUACACCUGCGAGGCCAACCAUCCAGCUAUACCCAUAGACAAGCCCAUGCGAGCGACCAUUACACUCUCCGUUUUCUAUCCACCCGGUCCACCAUACAUAGAAGGCUACACCGAGGGUGAAACCGUGCAACGCGGCCAAAACGUGGAGCUCGCGUGUCGUUCGCGCGGUGGGAAUCCGCAGGCUGAGAUUGUUUGGUACAGAAACGAUGAGAAGAUGUCGGCAGCUCAUCGCAGAGGAGGCGGCGUAAGUGAGAACGUAUUAUCGUUCGUGGCCCGAGCGGAAGAUGACAAGGCGCGCUACAGGUGCGAGGUCUCCAACAUCAUGAGCGUGCAGCCUAUGAAGGCGCAGGUCGACCUCACUGUGCUAUUCGCGCCCGCCGGAGUCACCAUCGCCGGACCAACGGAAGCGAAAGCGGGCGACCAAGUGCUCAUUACUUGCACGACAGAGAACUCGAAUCCGCCCGCGGACAUAAAGUGGACGGUGGACGGGCGUAAUUCCGAGAGCAACGCCUCGAAGACGGAACUGGCGCCAAACGGUGGCUGGAUCACCAGCUCGAACGUGACGUUCAGCAUUAAUCACAAGAGCCGCAGCAUCGUCGUCAUCUGCCACGCUUCCAACGUCAAGCUCACGGAGAACGUGGUCGGCACGCAUACCAUCAACGUAAUAUAUCCACCUGCGAAAUUAAGUGUCACCGGAUACGAUGAGAGCACAACGAUAGUCGCCGGGACGGUGCUGAAGCUCAUGUGCACCGCCAUGGCGGGUAAUCCAUUGGCCACGUUAACAUGGUACAAGAACGACCGCAAGGUACCUGGUGCGGUAAGACAACGAAAUCAUGCCGUCUCCAGCGAGUUGGCGAUACUUGUCAACGCGUCCGACAACAACGCUCACGUGCGAUGCGAGGCGACGAAUUCCGCCACCGAAAUUCCCUUGCUGAAAGUUCUCGUGCUAAAAGUCCAUUUCCCGCCCGAGAGGGUGAAGAUUAACCGCGAGCCCCAGGACUUUCACGCCGGUCAGGAGGGACGCAUAAUCUGCGAGUCGAGCAGCAGCAAUCCCGCUGCCGAGAUGUCGUGGUGGAAGAACGGGAUACCGGUACCCGGGACCAGGAACAGCACCAAGCCCGGAUUACACGGCGGCUACCUGUCGUCCGUUGAGCUCGCGCUGGAACUAACCGAGGACAUGAACGGCGAGGUGUACACAUGCGAAGCGAAAAACACGGAAUUAGGGAGGUCCGUCCACGACGCGACGACCCUGGACGUGUUGUACAAGCCAAUAUUCUCGCCGUUAGAUCCUUCUGAACUAACCGGCCUGGAAGGUGAGCCUUUUGUCAUUUCCGUAUCGGCAAGGGGCAAUCCCAACACGACAGAGUACACGUGGACAAGGGACGGUCUGCCAGUGAGUAGUAUCGGUAAGAGAAUAACCGCCCACGGUUCCACGUUAAAUAUCACGAGAUUGGAUCGUCAAGACGCCGGCACGUACAUAUGCGAAGCAUUAAACAAGGAAGGGACUACAUUUUAUCAGCUAAAUCUCACUGUGCAGUAUCCGGCGAAAAUCAAACGCACCUCGUCGUCGGGGAUAGUUUAUCCACCGGGUGUCGAGGCGAAACUGUUUUGCGAAGUCGAUGGCAGCCCGAUCGGCGACGAGUACGUCACGUGGCAAAAAGUAGGCUCGAAUCCCGAACUACCGGGACGUUACUCGACGUCCUUUGUUAAUCGGACGUCGUAUCUUCACAUAGAGUAUCCCAGUCAGGAAGACGUCGGCGAGUUCCGAUGCAAAGUCAACAAUCUCAUUGGCAACGUAACAUCGGAUCCUAUUCUAUUUAUUACGAAUUUUAAACCGGAAAUGACAAACACCCCGCUGACGCGAAAGGCAGCAGCGAACAAAGGAAUAAACGUCCAAUUGUUCUGCAAAGCGCGAGGAUCUCCAUUGCCGCGUUUCACUUGGAUCUUCAAUGGGAAAACUUUAUUGCCGAACGCAACUGAGAAUAAAUACAGUAUCACUCACAGCGAUCUGUCCGAGCUUUAUUCGGAGACAACAUUGACCAUCUACCACGUGAGAUCGCAGGACUAUGGAAAAUACGAGUGUCGUGCUCAGAAUAAAAUGGGACAGUCCGUGGACGAAAUACACUUAGAUGUCACGUCACCGCCGGACAAGCCGAGCGACUUAGAGGUCUAUAACGUCACGCACGAUUCAGUAACAUUGAUUUGGAGGCGCGGUUUUGAUGGCGGGUUGCCGACGUCUCAUCAGAUAAGAUGGCGACAGGCGUUGGAUUAUGAGGAUCGUUAUCACUACCUGGACGUUUCGCCUGGUGAAUAUAAAGUCACUAUAACCGGCCUGUCGCUCGGAACUUCUUAUGUGUUUAGCGUGAAGGCUGUCAACGAGAAGGGAGACAGCGGCUUCUUGCCGGAUCUCCUUAAAGUCCAGACACUUCGACCAAAUAAAGAGGAAAACCUGCCGGACGUCCUUUUGGAAAAGGGCGACUUUCCAAUGAAUUAUAUCUAUACAUUAGCAGCGACUUCCGUCAUCAUUUUUAUCGUUAAUGUCUUCAUCAUGUUGUGGUACAUAGUACGAAAGCGAAAUAAAGCUCGUAUUAAUAAGUCGCAGACCGCAGAUAUGUACGCACCGUCCACCGUCAAUGGCGACACCAUGACCGGCGAAUUAAGUUCAAUGUCGGAUGAGAAAAGCGACGUCAACUUCGACGCUAAUGAUUACGUGGACGAAGGACGGAAGACCGCAGCUAGCACGUAUUUAAUAGAUCAAACUAUCCAGGAUUUCGGGAAAGGCGGUUUAGAGAUGCAGGUUCAUCAGGGCACCCUCGGUCGUCGCAGCAAUCACAUGCAAACAUCCAUGAAUAUGGACUCGCCGCCCCAGCGAACUACCGCUAGCGGGACUCUCUCAGUGUCAAAGUCGAGUUACAUCGGUAAUCCGAGCCCGGCGCCGCCCAAUGAUGUGAGCUUCUACAGCGUGGAGAUGGACAACGGCGGUCGGGGCUACAUAAGCUACGACAGCAAUCCGAGUCCGGCGCCUCCCGUCAUCGGCGAUCCAUCUGGCGGGCCUUACUACCCCACGUCGAUGGGCUCGACUGGUCAUAUAAUGGGCGGGCACUUGGUGGGUGCUGGUACUGGCACCCUGACGCGCACCAGGACGCUGCCGCGUCCUGUACCUCCGCCCGACGUUACCGUGAUGACCGCGGGCACCAAGUCGCCGAUACCGCCGUCAGUACCGCCGCCACCGGCCACGUUCGCCCGGGUCGGCGCCAACGGUGGGUCCCAUUCGCACCCGCAUUCGCACCCGGCCCCCCCGCCACCGCCCUGCCAGAGCCACCCGCUGUCAACGUUCGCGGCAACACCGAGUUAUUCCGACAUCGAUGGCCAUCUUGUCUGAGGCUCACCAAUCUUCGGGCCCAGCUCGGUGCGCGGCAAAUACCGCGCCGUCGCCCAGGACGACGACGAGGAUUGUCGACCGGUCGCGGUCACGGAGAGGAGCACGCGUCUUUGAACGACGCGGAGUGUCGUGAUGACGGAUCCUCUUCUAAAUCAUUCGCAUCGUUGAAAUCGUCACCGAUCAUCUCCCUGAGCGACGACGAGCAGGUUCGCGAACGACGGCAUCACGGCUUGAAGAUCCUACAGCACUCAUCAUCAUGCAUCUAAACAAUCUCCGAGGACUCUGUUUGGUGCACGAGAACGAAAGUGUGUAAAUAGAAAAAGACAGAAAGGGAGAGAAUGAAAAGGAUACUGAGAGACGAGAACGGUGCACCAGAUAAACAUGCUGUAAACACGCCUUUCCCUUCCAUGCGGCUACUUUCUAGAUGAGAGGAGACAUGCGCGGGGCUCUCCUAUGCGAUUGAAUUCUAAUCUUAGGAAUAUAUGUAUAAUCGAAUGAGCGAUGGCGAUCCUAGAGAAAGAGAGAACGAUCACGCUAGCACGCGUGAGCGUACUCCAAAAAAACCUCGAAGGAUGAUUUUACUGUUCCAUUUCCGCUAUUCUGCCUCUUCCCCCAACUUUACCAUUUCUCCCAGACAGCAGACAUGUCCAAAAGACAUCUAAAAGACGACUUAAAGACGUCUUAAAGUCCUUUAGACAUCUUCAAGACAUCUUUUGGCCUUUUCGUGCUGUCUGGGUACUCUAACUCAUUGUCUUUGUCUGCUCGCCUUAGCGUUAGUUGAUAUCCGCUAACACAGCGAUCAUAGCGUAAUCAAUGCUUACGAUCGAAGCUCCAAAUCGAUAUACCGAUUUUAUCGAGGAAAGUAUAUUUUCUGUAAAUACACACGUAAUCAGAAAGAUAGAUGAAAAAAUACUCGCGGCAAUAAUUUCGUUCUUUGGUUACUUCAUGUCAGUAUAUAUUUAUCGUAACAAUUAUGUUUAGAUAUCACUAUGCAGGUAUCAACGACAGUCGAGAAAUUCGCGAGACAUCUUUGAAAUGUCACCCGAAAAGUGAUUUUCUUCACUCCGAACGUGUGAUUGACGCUGAAAUAAUUCUAAAUCUGAAAUCACAGAUCUUCACGAUCAACACUGAUAUUAUUAUUGUCAGUAUAAAUAUCAAACGGAUUUACAUCCGUUUUCCUUGGUACUAGAAUAGCUAACCCCAUUCCAUAGCUUAAAGUUGGAAGGACGAAAAUUUCGAAAUAUUUGAUUGAUCUCAUAUUAUAAGGAAAAGUAUAGAUUAAAUUUGUUAUUAAAUUAUCAAUAGAAAAAUCGUGUUAAUAUAGCAUUAAGCAUUAUAGGAAAAUAUUAUAAAAUAAUGCUGAGUAGCAUUUAUACUGUAUUUUACAUGCAAAAUGUUAUUUUUCUCUUUCAAUUUUUAACUUGCAAGUCCUAUUUUUAGAAUUUGCAAUAUCCCUCCUUUACAUUUAUAUAAGUUUAUCCAUCUGUCUUCCAAUUUAUAGGCUGAAUUGGUUAUUCCAGUUCCAAGGUAUUGAUACAAGUUUUUCAUACUUAUGAUUAUCACGCACAAUCACUGAUAUUGAUUUUCGAAAUAGUGAUAGCAAUGUUAAUUAAUGACCGCACAAUAUUGCCCCUUUAGAACUCACAGCUACGCAAGAGUGGGCAUAUCCGUCAUGACCGUCCAUUGUUUACUUUCGCGUCGAUAAGUCGGUUUAUCCCGACGAUUCGAUGUUGAGGGAAACGAGACAAUCGUUAUUACAAAGAGGAACGCUUGGAAAAUCGAAAGAAACGCGGCGAGAUUAAACUUUCUUUCCCCUCCCGUCCUCCAUCCGUGUCGUUUAUGAUCCUAUUUGAGUUAACGGCGUCUCUUCGAACACACAAUCCACGGUACUAGAUAGUCAAAUUUAGCGUUAAAUGUGCGGCGGUUUGAUCUCGAAUCUCGACAUUUCCAUUCCAUUGGUGAAACACCAUCUAAUGCCAGGAUAUAGCCAUUUUUAUCACUAAACGGCAAGAAAAUCCGAGUCCAUCAUUUUGCGUUUUACGAGGGCAUUCAGGAUCUUGCGAUCCCUGCGAGAACAGGUAGAUGAGCCUGAAGUCAAUUGUAACAAAAGAGAAUUAUAUUAUACAUUAUAGUUAAUAUAUCCCUGAAUCACAUUGAAUUAUAGAGAGCGCACGAAAAUUUUGAAAUAUUUUUUUAACUUACGACUCGUUAAGAACGUUCCUUUUUAUAUUCGACUUUUAUAUUCCUCUUGACACUUGGACUCUUUAAAUUGACUUCAGACUAUUCUGUAUAUCGCGUAGAAAAAAAGACUUACACGGAAACCUAAGGCAUGCUGAGAACUUUACUGAUCCGUUAUUUCUAGAAAAUGAACCGCAACCUCUCGAAUACGUUAUUAGCAUAGUGUAAUUUGCAUAUCAUAAUUCGCACUUACGAGUUGUUCAUUUACUUAUGUUGAAGUUACUUGCCUUGCUUAUGUGUAUUAUACAGUUGCGCUGCGAUUCUUGUCUUUUGCGAGUAAUUCUUACAAAAUGAAAAAUCAAUCCGACACGUAUCGUACGUAGAAAACAGAGUUUUCACUGCCGAUCCUAAAGUCAAUACUAUAGAUAGUCCAUUGACCGCGUAUACAUGUUGAUAAAUAUUUUUAUCUUCUUAAACACACACACAUACACAUAAUAUACAUAAACACAUGUAAAAUGUAUAUUAAACGGCCAUUCGCCGUAUCACGCCGAUUUUUACGAUGUUAAUCGCUCAUUAAAAACCUACGUACAUCCCAGACAGCACACAUGUCCAAAAGACAUCUAAAAGACGACUUGAAGACGUCUUAAAUCCUUUAGACAUUUUUUGGCCUUUUUUUGUGCUGUCUGGGAUUUGUGUUUACUGAUGACUCCAACCAACCGAGAUAAUGAGAGGUCCAAGUUUCUCGUCACGAGAACGAGUCGAGUUUGCGUUUUCACCCAGACAGCACAGAAAUAUCCGAAGGACAUCCAUAAGAUGAUCAUUAAGGAUAUUGAGGAUAUCCACAGAUAAUCCGUUUUACGUUCUUCGGACAUUCAGCGAACGUGGUAUAUCUGUUUGAAAUUGAUGGACAUGCUUUAAUCCCUAAAUAAUAAUAUAAUUUAUCUAUUUCAAUAUAUAAAAUUUUAUCUAUUCAAUUAUAAAAUUUUACAUAAAAAUUUUAUUUAU